CGAAGACUAAACAAAAAUUACUCAGGUAUAAACAAUGGCUUAAAUUAUCAUCGCACGUAAAUUUACCUCGACACAUCAGUUAACUAAAAUAUAAAUUUAAAUAAUUGGUACAUCAUGUACAUUAUUUUGGCUGUCAUCCAGCUUCGCUUGUCUCCAUCAAAAGUUCUGGUAAAAAUUUAAAUAAAAUUUUCAAAAAUAUAUAGAAAUACUCAAGUUUUAAAAUGACGGCAUGUUGUCGUUACUCCGAUCUCAAAAGUUCUGUUUACAAUCAAAAAGGAGAAGGUUACUUCGAACAAUUGUCGGCUUACAAUCAUAUGUCCGCACAUUUACGUCGUGUACUUUUAGCUAAAAGUAGAGUCGAUAGUAAAAAUAAUAAUUAUUUAUCAAAAAAAAGAAGUAUGUCUGCGGGUAGAGUCAGAACAGAUAAAACUCCGUCCCAAGAAUUUAUUGAUCGGGUUGCUUAUGAUACUGAACAUCAUCCGCUGGAUGUCUUGAGAAUGGGCCUCAAUAUAACCGAUUACAACAGAUCCCAAGUUAUUGAUUUCCCGAAAACGCGUUUGAAUUCAACCAGGCGACCGAUUGAAAGCGAACGAGGCCGCGUGUGCUCGAGAUCAAGGUCGAGAUACACAUCCGGUUUGUCAUUUCAUUCGGCACGUCCUGGCUCGUUUGCUAAAAAGAAUUUCAAAGCUCGCGAUAAGCAUGACGGGGAAUUAGACGAUGAAAAUAAUGACGAGGAAGAAGAAGAAAUAGAAGUUUGCUAUGGUGGAAAAUGUAAUGAAUACAGCGGUAAUUCAAGUGUACGUUCAUCUCCAAGCAGGUCAGCUAAAAGUAAAGGUGAAAAUGAUCGAGUCGGUUCGGUGUAUGGAUCGAGUUUUGAAUCACCCUCAGAAGGUUCUCGCUCUCGGCGUGAUUCCGCAGCCUCCAAGGACUCGGCUUCGAGCCGCAGUAACGAGAGUUCAUUAAUGAGUACUCGUAAAACCAGAGAGAAUCCUGAUUGUAUGUUCGUUAGCACAUCCGAUGAGACCAAGUACUCGAAAUUUCUGUACGAUAUUACUCAAGAGAUUGUUCAGAACGGUUAUUACAAAGAUGAAGAGCUGAGAAAAGUAUUUCAGAAGCAUAUUAAAAGAAAUUCUAAUACACUUGAUAAGAAUAAAAUGAUGUAUGAAUUAUACCAAUUAAAAUUAUCAUUAAAUAUAAUUGAUCAAGAAGACGAAGAUGAAGAAGAGACAAUUGAAAAAUUUAUAAAAUCUAAAAAAUAUUCAUCAGUAUCGCCAUUGAAACCGCCGACUCCUCCUAAAAUUCUCGACGAAAACAAAGUCACUGAUAAAUUGAUGAAUCCAGAAGAACAGAAAGAAACUUACAGCAAAUCGCCUCACAGCGGCAGGAAUACUGUCGUCCUCGUCGACGCAAAUCCCGAGUUAUUAAUCACCGAGAGAGACGUUCUCGCAACACUCAUGGAGAUGAAUAUUGAUCCCGAUCAAGCGCACAGAGCCUGCAAGCGGCUGCUGAAGAGGAGUAAAGAUUUGCAUGCAUUACAGAUGGUGCACGCAGGGAAAAAGGACACGGGGAUAUCUCCUACUGCUUCAGCGACCAGACCCGAAGGAUCUCGUAGCCAAGUCGCUCACUCCCAUCAUUAUCAUCAGCAGCAGCAUCAGUAUCAGCAUCACCAGCAGCUACAACGGCAGUAUGAUAUUACUUACACUGGAACAUCAAAGAAAGAUUUCAAUAGAAGCAAAAUCCAAUUGUUAACUUGUCCAGACUAUGCUUUGAAGGCCCAUCCUUCCAUGACUCAUCCUCCUCAAUAUUCUUCUGUGAAAAAUACUUUUUAUACAGUACAGAAUGAUUGUAUUCAGAAAAAAACCGUAGAAUGUAUUUGUAACUCAAGACUCAGAGCCAAGUCACCUUGCGAAAUUUUAUCCGGCUACUCGGCUAAAAAAAAACAGGCGGAAAAAAUAGUAACUGAAAAUAAAUUAAAUCGUAGUAAAUGUUACUGUGGUAAAAAAAAAUUGAAGGACAGUAAAAAUAAAAUAGAAUGUGAUAGAAAAAAAUCCGAAGAUAAAAUAAAAGUUGAAAAUAACGAAAUUGAUGAUGAAAUGUCUGGAGAAUCAGAGCUACGAGAAUCGGAGUCGAUAGAAUUAAAUGAAGUGUCGGAAAAAUUAGAAUUAUUUGCAGGAGAAUCAGUCAAUAAAAAAAAAUCCGAGGAAAGUGGGACAGAAGACUCAAGUGCGUCACAAGUAACUCGACUUUCGUUUCCUGCUGUUAGAGAUACAGAGGAGCGAGACGUCACACCCCGACUUUCUCUUGGCAUAAAAAUAAGUCAUACUGAAGAAAUGAAAAGUUCCGUUACUGCUGACGAAUCUACGAGCCGUGAAUUACAAUCGCGAAUAUCAAAUACCGACUUGAGUAUUUUAAGUGAUAAAGACGAUACUGACGAGUCUAUCGCCGAGUUUUAUUCCGACGAUGAUUCUUCCGUAAAGUCCGAGGUCAAAGAUGACGAAAAAGAAGUUGAUGAUGAUAUAAAUCUAGACUCGAAAUUUUUCCACGAUGACUCAGACCACGAAUUUUUGCUGCACAAGGAAGCGCCGGGACCUGAGUCACCAAAAGGCUCUAGAAAAAGACAAUUGUAUCCCUCAGACUCUGAGCAUCAGCCAAAGCGAAUCCACACUCAGGAAAAAAAUAUCACCGCCACAAUCAUACCCAAUUUCCAACCGAAUUGCGCCGCAGUGUGUCCCAAUUUACCCCAAAAAAAAUUACGCGACAUGUUGCUGUGCAACUCCUGCGAGCAGUCUGUAAAAAAAAUGUAUUAUUAACUAGAAAAUAAAUAGUCCUUACAGUUUUAAAAAUUAA
Microplitis mediator is the source of this 2847-nucleotide messenger RNA. RefSeq lists its product as uncharacterized. Gene Ontology annotation, cellular component: ciliary basal body; axoneme. The record is from RefSeq and is a predicted model, not a curated record. NCBI's taxonomy places the organism in Eukaryota, Metazoa, Arthropoda, Insecta, Hymenoptera, Braconidae. Gene Ontology annotation, biological process: microtubule cytoskeleton organization. The transcript has 10 exons. Bases 222 to 2810 code for a protein of 862 amino acids.